UCUCUCUAGAAACCCACACGGAGUGACGCAAACACACACAAAUCAAAACUCUUAGCCUCAGUUAGGGUCUCUCGAAGCCUCUCCUUUCACUUGUGCCUCUCUCUCUCAUCCGAAGCAGCAGAAGCGUCGUCCAUGGCGUCUCACUCUGCGAAUCUCUGGGUUCUUCUAGGGUUAGGCCUCGCCGGAAUCCUUCUGGUCACUAAAAAGCUGAAGAAGGCCGUCCGUGAAGACUUGGGCGCCUUCGUCGAGAAGCUUCUUCUACUUCCUCCGCCGCAACCAGCUCCUCCCAAAGCCCCUCAUCCCCUCACCGGCCUCUCCUUCGCCGUCUCCGACGUAUUCGACAUCAAAGGUUAUGUGACGGGUUUUGGUCAUCCUGACUGGGUCAGGACCCAUGAAGCUGCUUCUUCGACAAGUCCUGUGGUCUCAACUCUUGUUGAAGGGGGAGCCACUUGUGUUGGAAAGACUGUGGUUGAUGAACUUGGCUAUAGUAUCAGCGGAGAAAACAGGCAUUAUGAUACUCCCACGAAUCCUAGUUCUUCUGGUCGUGUUCCCGGUGGCUCCUCCAGUGGAGCUGCAGUUGCAGUGGCGGCUAACAUUGUGGAUUUUGCUUUAGGCAUUGACACAGUUGGUGGGGUAAGAGUACCUGCUGGAUAUUGUGGCAUUCUGGGAUUCAGGUCUUCACACGGAGUUGUUUCAAAUGCUGGAAUCAUACCAGUGGCUUCUAGUCUAGAUGCUGUUGGAUGGUUUGCACGUGAUCCAAGCACUCUGCGCCGUGUUGGCCAUGUGCUCUUGCAACUUCCAUUCGCUGCACAGAGGAAUCCGAGGCAAAUUAUAUUGGUUGAUGACUUCUUCCAGUUGGUUAAAAUUCCAGUGGACAGGAUCUCUGAGGUGGUUAUCAAAUCAGCUGAAAAGCUUUUUGGAAGGCAACUGCUUAAGCAUGAAAACCUGGAGAACUUUUUUGAGUCUAAAGUUCCGAGUUUGAAAGACUUCCGCAAGAGGAAAGCCAUAGCUGAUGAUGCAAAGAUCCCGACAGCCAAACUGCUUGGAAAUCUGAUGCAUCUCCUCCAAAGGCAUGAGUUUCUUCAAAACCAUGGGGACUGGAUCAACACAGUGAAGCCAGCUGCUGAUACCGUGAUUCCUUCACGGGCAUGUGAAAACAAGGAGCUGACAGAUGAAGAUAUCGAGACCCUGAAAGCAAUUAGGAGCCAGAUGCGAGUGGCUAUUGGCUCUCUUCUCAAGGAUGAUGGAGUUCUGGUCAUUCCAACCACGCCCUCUAUCCCUCCAAAACUCGGUAGCAAGGAAAUUACAUCGGAGGAAUAUCAAAACCGGGCUGCAAGUCUCCUUAGCAUUGCAAGCAUAUCAGGCUGUUGUCAGGCGACUGUGCCGGUGGGGCAUCAUGAGAAAUGCCCUGUAUCAGUUUCCUUCAUAGCAAGACAUGGUGGUGACCGAUUUUUGCUAGACACGGUGGAGACGAUGUAUGCAUCUAUGCAAGAGCAAGCCAGCAUCGUUGCCAACUCCAAAUCCUCAAGAAAGACUAUGAGCCAAGAGGAGUCUGCUGAGAUCUCAAAAGAAAAGGGCAACCAAGCGUUCAAAGAGAGGCAGUGGCCGAAAGCUAUAGGGUGCUACUCAGAAGCUAUAAAGCUAAGUGGCAACAAUGCUACCUACUACAGUAAUAGGGCUGCUGCAUACCUUGAACUUGGAAGCUUUAUCCAAGCUGAAGCAGACUGUACAAAAGCCAUCGCCAUUGAUAAAAAGAACGUGAAAGCUUAUUUAAGAAGAGGGACCGCAAGGGAGAUGCUGGGCUAUUACAAGGAAGCCAUAGACGACUUCGGACACGCCCUGGUUCUGGAGCCGAACAACAAGAGAGCGGCUCAAUCUGCGGAGAGGCUGAGGAAGCACUUCCAGUCGCCAAUUUGAAGAUUUUGAUACCAAAAGAAAGAAAAAUGCCUGCAGGCAAUAAUCUCAAAUGUCCUCUUUUUUCUCUUUUUGGUUGGAUUUCUCCACAGCAUAGGCCAAUUUUGUUAGACCGCCUGCGAUUUGCCAUUUGAUAUAAAAAGGCUGGAAAUUUCCAUGUUC
Molecule: messenger RNA, 2076 nt
Organism: Tarenaya hassleriana
Lineage: Eukaryota; Viridiplantae; Streptophyta; Magnoliopsida; Brassicales; Cleomaceae
Product: outer envelope protein 64, chloroplastic
Exons: 13
Coding region: 133-1917 (594 amino acids)
Molecular function (GO): protein binding
Source: RefSeq, a predicted model, not a curated record